Molecule: messenger RNA, 1656 nt
Organism: Malus domestica (apple)
Lineage: Eukaryota; Viridiplantae; Streptophyta; Magnoliopsida; Rosales; Rosaceae
Product: probable receptor-like protein kinase At2g39360
Biological process (GO): protein phosphorylation
Molecular function (GO): ATP binding; protein kinase activity
Source: RefSeq, a predicted model, not a curated record
GAUGGGUUUUCUCCAACGUCAUUGUGAUGAGAUGCUGAAACAAAGUGGGGCACAACUUUAAAAAAAAAAAAAAAGAAGCAAAUGAGUUGUCUUUCUGAUCUGUUUGUUUAGAUUUUAGCAGCAUUGAUUCUUCCCAAAGUUCUUGUUUUCUAAGUAGAUUCUUGAGAUCAGCCAGUUAGCAUUUCUCAGCUCUUCGUCUGCAGUAAAACCCCACCAACAGCAAUAUAUAUUCAAAUUUCCAUUUUUCUGGUGCCAAAGGCUGUAAAAGUAUAAUAUGCAAGUCCUAUAAGUUAUUGUAUUGCCACAUCUAUGGCUGGUUGCUUGAUUCCAACUUGCUGAAAUGCCAAAGCCAUCUGCUGCUGUUGUUGGAGGUGCUGCUGGGGCACUUGCCUUGCUCGCAAUCGUCAUCGCAUUUGUGUGGUUCUGCAGGGCUCAUUGCAAGAGUUUUUCGAACAGGACCUCUGAAACAGGCUCCUCAGAUCCAUCUGCAUUAGUGGAAUGGAACAGGGGUGGGCCCAGCUCGGGGGCACGACAGGGGCCGAGGGUCUUCACAUUGGAGGAGUUAGACCAGGCAACCAAGCAUUUUGAUGAAAGCAAUCUGCUGGGAUAUGGAAGCUUUGGCCUGGUUUAUAAAGGAUUGCUGCGUGAUGGGACUGUUGUGGCUAUCAAAAGGCGGCCUGGUGCUCCUAGACACGAUUUUGUCUCAGAGGUGACAUAUUUGUCGGAGAUUCGUCAUCGACAUUUAGUUACAAUUCUAGGUUACUGCCAGGAAAGUGGAUAUCAAGUACUGGUUUAUGAGUAUUUACCAAAUGGCAGCAUCUCUAGUCACCUAUAUGAUACUAGACCAGAGCCAUCAACUAAACUUGAGUUUAAGCAAAGGCUAUCAAUAGCUCUAGGCGCCGCGAGAGGUUUAUCCCACUUGCAUGGCCUAAAGCCUCCCAUAGUACAUAAAAACUUCAAAACAGCCAAUGUGUUGGUUGAUGAGAACUUCAUUGCUAAGGUUGCAGAUGCAGGAAUCUCAAAACUGCUAGAGAAGAUAGAAGAAGCAGGUCCUUCUAGCACGUCUAGUGUCAAUUUUUUCGAAGAUCCAGAGGCUGGAGCAUCCGGGGUUACCUCUGAAAUGAGUGAUGUGUACAGCUUCGGGGUUUUCGCUUUGGAGCUUCUAACUGGACAGGAGGCCGUGCACAUUGGCUCAUUGGGAUCAAAUGAAAGCUUAUUUCAAUGGGUGGAAUCGCGGCUGAGUUCGAAUAACCUAGUGGACCGCAGGCUAGCUGGAAGCUUCACCGCGGAGGGAAUGAGGGACUUGAUCAGGCUGACACUGCAAUGCAUGAGUUUUCCGGCAAAAAGGCGGCCGAAGAUGGAGAUGGUUGUGGCGGAGCUAGAAAGAAUUCAAGAGAAAGAAAUGGCAAUGACAACAGUCAUGGGUGAGGGAACUGAUACAAUCACUCUUGGGAGUGUACUAUUCACUUGAAUAUAUAUGUGAAGAUAUUUGCACAAAUUGUUGGUGUAUGUUAGCUUGGGCAAAGCUUAAGCUUAAUCACACAUCAACAAAAACAAGUUUAAUUAGUAAUCUCAAUGUUAUAUUCGUAAGGGUAACUCAUGUACUAGUGUACCAGUGUUGUUUGUGUCACAAAACAUGCAUUUUUUAAUCCUUUA